AUGACAUCUCCAGCCAAUUCCCCACCCUCCUCAGUCCCCUCCUCACCCCGUCGUAGCCUCUUCUCCCUGCCCGGACUAUCCAAGAAGAACCACCACCCUUCCUCCACCGACGGCAGCACCACUCCCGGAGGUCAAAUCACCCAAAUCGCCCAGACGCCCAUCCUCGAAUCCUCCAACCCGCUCGAAAAGUCUUCUAUCCCCGCCGAAGCCCGCGAACAACAAAUUGUCGGUGUUCCGGGUGCAAAACUCUCUUCCGAAUCCGCUAAGAUCCUUAUCGCACUCGAUGGAACCGAGGCUGGCGACAAAGCCUACAAGUACCUCCUCGAGAAUAAAGUCCUCAAUACCGACAGCCACGUCUUUUUGUGCACUGUUUUGCCGGCAAAUAUCAUUUCGACGCCCUGGGUUGCGGGCCCGCUAACUAUCGAUACAGAGAAACACAACGAGCUGUUGAAGCAGAUUCGAGCACAGGCGGUCGAGAAGUUGGAGCCCUACAAACAGCAACUCAAGCAGAAAGGGUUUAAUGUAACAAUUCACGUAUUGCACGGUGACGCAAGAGCAAGUUUGGUAAGGGUAGCAAACUAUCACCACGUCGAUUUGGUAUUGGUGGGUAAGAGAGAGAGGAACUGGAAGAAAGGUUUGACUACGUCGGGGACUGUCAGUAGUUAUUUGGUUAGUCAUUCAAGUGCGCCGGUGCUUGUUAUCAAGUAG
This is a messenger RNA of Ustilago hordei, 708 nucleotides long. RefSeq lists its product as uncharacterized. The record is from RefSeq and is a predicted model, not a curated record. Bases 1 to 708 code for a protein of 235 amino acids. The transcript has a single exon. Lineage: Eukaryota; Fungi; Basidiomycota; Ustilaginomycetes; Ustilaginales; Ustilaginaceae.